This is a messenger RNA of Cheilinus undulatus (humphead wrasse), 940 nucleotides long. RefSeq names its product transmembrane and coiled-coil domains protein 1-like. NCBI's taxonomy places the organism in Eukaryota, Metazoa, Chordata, Actinopteri, Labriformes, Labridae. The record is from RefSeq and is a predicted model, not a curated record. Gene Ontology annotation, cellular component: endomembrane system. The transcript is spliced from 3 exons. The coding region runs from base 1 to 618 and encodes 205 amino acids.
AUGGGGCGGAAAAAGACCUCAAAGAGCAAACAUCUGCGGUUAAGCCAGAAGUACGGCCAAGACCCUGACCCUGACCAGGACUCAGGCUUUAAUGCUCUGAAACACGAGAUUCAAGAGUUUAGGGAUUACCAAGUUCACCUCGAGGAAUCCUUUCAAAACUUUCAAGCCAUGUAUCAACAUAAAUACUUCAAGCUUGUGCAUGCUCUACAGCAGGAACGGCACAGGUGUCAGCUUUUGGAGGCACAGCUUAACGACUUGUUUGAACUGCACUGGACUGAAAGUAUGAUCUUGAAACAGGAGCUGGCUGUCAUGAAGGAGAAGACUGCUUUCCUGGAUAAGGAAAUUUCAAUGGAUGUUCAUGAGGCGCUGGAGGCAUGUGAGAUAAGUCUCUUCAGGUUGGAACAACAGCAGAACACUGAACGGCAUGAAGGUUUGGAGCAUGACACUGCUGAACGUCGUGUUGGACAGUUAAUUAGCGUGCUGCUAGCACUUACCGCAGUCCUAAUAUGUGCAUCUAUUAUGGUCAACUUUGGUAUUCCCCUGAUGAAGGCAUGCUGGGACAUCCCUCUCGCACUGCUUUAUGGUCUCUUGCCUCUGCAGACUGUUGGGUUGUCCUAGAUAUUUCUGCCCUUUGUAUGCCAUAAGGAGUAAUUGUCUCAUCUGAUUUAACUGGUAUCUUUCAGGAAUCUAGUGGAACUGUUAGUAUUUAAACCUUUAUCCACAUGUCAGCACACGUUUCACCCUUUAAGACAUGUCAUUGUAUUUGGGAACCUAAUGCAACUUUGGCAUCACAACAGUAAACAAUUGUAGACAGCUAUAAUGCGAUGGGAAGUAAACAGUCUUAGUGCUAUGAUAGGAUAAAACUGCACAUUUAACACCUGAAAAAGUGCAACCCCAAAAUUAAAAUGAAUGUAAUGAAGUACAUUUUAAAUGGUCAGAU